CUACCACGUGGAGCACAAAAUGAUUUUAUGAAAUAGAAAGAGGACAUUUACGUCAAAGUCUGUUUACUUUAAUAAAUAUUGUUAUAUAUUUUAUUUUUUAUUUAUAAAUUAUGACGGGUAAAAUGAUCGCUUUGCCUCAGAAAAAAUAUUAUCGGCAACGCGCACAUUCCAAUCCGAUUGCUGAUCAUUGUAUUGAGUAUCCGACAAAACCCGAGUUGAUGGACUGGAGUUCAUUGUAUCCGGAUUAUUUUUCUGAUUCUCAAGAUGAUGAAAAAAAGCAUAAAGUUGAAUUUGCGGAUAUUGGCUGUGGUUACGGCGGAUUGCUGGUUACGUUAUCGGGAAUGUUUCCGGAUAAUUUGAUACUGGGCAUGGAGAUCAGAAUAAAAGUAUCUGACUAUGUCAUGGACAGGAUCGCUGCCUUGAGGUCGCAAUAUCCAGGUCAAUAUAAAAAUAUUGCUUGUUUGAGGACAAAUGCUAUGAAGUAUUUGCCAAAUUACUUCAACAAAGGACAGCUGAAAAAAAUUUUCUUUCUGUAUCCAGACCCGCACUUUAAAAAAGCCAAACACAAGUGGAGAAUUAUCAACAACACACUAUUAGCUGAGUACGCAUACAUUUUAGCUGAACAGGCGAUAGUGUAUACAAUGACAGACGUAAAAGACCUACACGAAUGGAUGGUUAAGCAUUUUGAAGACCACCCUUUGUUCGAGAGAAUUUUAGGUGAUGAAUUGGAGACGGAUCCAAUAGUCCCGAAACUCUAUGAAAGUACCGAAGAAGGUCAGAAAGUCACGAGGAAUAAGGGAGACAAAUUUUUGGCUGUGUUUCGACGUAUACCCGACAAAUAUGUACCUGAUGAUAAAAGAUAGCUUUGGCUAUUGAUUUUUUUUCUUUCUUCUGUAUUCAACAUUUAAUAUUACGUUAUUUUAACUGGAAAAUAACUCCAUGUUGUGUUGAUCAACAUUUUAUAUCAAGAAACGAUAACAAUUUUUUUUUUUUUUAAGUAAACUAUUCAGUUGCAAAUUUAAAAAAUAAUAUUUAAAUUAUAUGUACAUUUUAUACAAAGGGCUUAAUAUCUCUUUGCCCAACUUUUUAUUUACAGUUCAUUUGAAAACACUCAUGGAAGUAUCCCUGGAGCUAAAGGACUUUCCAAUUUAACUAAAUUUGAUGCGAAGUAAAAUUUCAAUUUUAUAUCAAAUACUAAAUUAUUUCUCCAUGUUCUUUGUCAGUUAUCACAAAUAAAGUUAUUCAAGGUUCGUUUGAGAUUUUCUAAUGA
Molecule: messenger RNA, 1270 nt
Organism: Microplitis demolitor
Lineage: Eukaryota; Metazoa; Arthropoda; Insecta; Hymenoptera; Braconidae
Product: tRNA (guanine-N(7)-)-methyltransferase
Exons: 6
Coding region: 111-863 (250 amino acids)
Biological process (GO): RNA (guanine-N7)-methylation; tRNA methylation
Cellular component (GO): tRNA methyltransferase complex
Molecular function (GO): tRNA (guanine(46)-N7)-methyltransferase activity
Source: RefSeq, a predicted model, not a curated record